Molecule: messenger RNA, 1243 nt
Organism: Lolium perenne
Lineage: Eukaryota; Viridiplantae; Streptophyta; Magnoliopsida; Poales; Poaceae
Product: chitinase CLP
Biological process (GO): proteolysis
Molecular function (GO): aspartic-type endopeptidase activity
Source: RefSeq, a predicted model, not a curated record
CGUGCAUUGGUUCACAGCAUCAACCUGAGCUGAUCGAGCUGCCCAACCCAAACCCAAAAUCACAAUGUCGCAACUCAAACCAGUCAUCUUCUUCGUCCUCCUCGCGCUGUGCGCGUGCACGGCGGCGAGCGCGCCGUUGCUCAUAAAAAUCAACAAGGGCGCGGCGUCUACAGCCCUGUACACGGCACCCCUCAGGGCCGGCCGCCCGCUCGUCCUCGACCUCUCCGCGCCGGCCAUCACGACUCCGUGCAGCAGCGGGACCACCACGACCGUGACGCUCUCCGCCAACACCACCAACGGUGCCAAUCCGCUGUCCCCGGUCUCCUUCGCCGCCACCGCCACCUGCGCAGCGGCCCCGUCCGGUGCCGCUGGCGUCGCGGGGCUUGGGCGCUCCAGCGCCUCGUUCCCGGCGCAGGUCGCCAGCACGCAGAAGGUGGCCAACUCCUUCGCGCUCUGCCUCCCGAGCGACGGCAGGACCGGGUUCAGCGGCAACGGCGUGGGCGCGGCCAUCUUCGGCGGCGGCCCGUUCUACCUCGCCCCGCCCGCCGACCGCGAGGCCAUCACCACGCUCCUCUCCGACCCGGUCCCGCUCCGCCAGCCCUUCGCUGGGAACCCCGGCUACUUCGUCACGGCCACCGGCGGCGUCGCCAUCGACGGCUCCGUCGCCGCCGCCGGCCCGCUCGUCGUCGGCCUCUCCACGACCGUCACCUACACGCAGCUCCGCGCCGACGUGUACAGCCGCGUCAUCGCGGCCUUCGACCGCGCGCUGGGCCAGACCGCCAAGGUCGCCGCCGUGGCACCGUUCGAGCUCUGCUACGACGCGUCCAAGCUCGGCUCGUCACUGUCGGGCUACUCCGUGCCGCAGGUGGACGUGCUGCUCGAGGGCGGGACCAACUUCACGGUCGGCGGCGGCAACUCCAUGGCGCAGGUGAACUCCAAGACGGCGUGCUUCGCGUUUCUGAAAUCGUCCGGCAGCACCACGGGGCCGCCGGUGCUCAUCGGAGGGUUCCAGCUCGAGAACAGGCUCGUGGCGGUCGACAACGCCAAGCAGCAGCUCAGCUUCACCGGCUACCUCCCCGCCAGAGGCUUCUCAUGCAGCAACUUCAACUUCACCAGGGCUGGCUAGCUAGCUAGUCUACACUCGUACAGUCAUCCACGUCCUUUACAUGAUUAAACAUGGUGCUUGCAUAUGGUGUGUUAAAAUAAAGGAAAUAAAUUAAAUUUGAUAUGGACUAUUAACUCA